Paramecium sonneborni is the source of this 1625-nucleotide messenger RNA. The record is from the annotation of a GenBank genome assembly. NCBI's taxonomy places the organism in Eukaryota, Ciliophora, Oligohymenophorea, Peniculida, Parameciidae.
UUUAUGUAAAGAUAACCAAAAAAAAAUAUUGAUUUGAUUUAAAAUAAAAUCGAAUACGAAGCAUCUCACAGAAAAAGUUUUUUUUAGAGAAAAUUUGUUCGAAUGGAAUGGAGCAGAAGAAAAAUUCCUAAAAUAUAAGGGGAAUUCGAAUUACAAAUUGAUGUAAUUUUGCUGAGCAAACAAAAUUUACCAAAGAAAAAACAUUUGAUGAUAUGGUAAAAUAUAAUGAGGAACACUAAAAAAAAUGUAUUUGACUAUUUUUAUAAUCAGGGUGAUAUUUGCUGGUUAGAUUAUGAAAAUUCAAUUCUUGAAAUCAUAAAAAAUGAAUAAUUUGGGGAAGGAAUAAAAUUAAUAAAAUGUUUUGAUGAAAUAAUUAUAUUUGGUGAUGUUUUACGUUUACUACCUAUUAUUAAAAGAUUUACAAUUUAAUUAGAUUUUAAAAAACAUUAUGAAUUGUUUAAGUAAAUUUCAUAAGAUGUAUAAUUUAAUUCUAAAUUUAGGCUUUUAGAGUUAAGAAAAUAGAGGGAAAUCGAGAUUAUUAAGGUAUAAUUUAUUGUAAAAAUUAAUUAAACUCUUAAAUAGAAGCCUCAUUAGAAAAAUAAAUAUAUAUUCAAAGAAGAAUCAAUAAUGAAUAUUUGCAACAGUUUUAUGAAGUUUUUGAAAGUUCCGAUUAGAUUAUUGUAAUAACAGAAUUAACUUUGGGAGGAACAUUAAAUAAUUAUUUAUAAAAAUUUCCUGUACUAUCAGAAGAAAAGUCACAGAAAUUAAUGUUUAAAAUUUUCAAAGGAUUAGCAUAUCUUCAUUCAAAAAAUAUUAUGCAUAGAGAUAUAAAACCAGAUAACAUUUGGCUUGGAUUAAAUGGAAAUUUAGAUAAUCCAACUAUAAGUUCAUUUGGAUCAGCUGAAAUAGUUUAAUAAAUAUUUAGUUCGACAGAGGACUCUGAUAAUGAAUAAUAGAUUCCUGAAUAUUUAAAAUAAAGAUGUGGUACACCUGGUUAUACAGCUCCAGAAAUAUUAAGAAAUGAAUAUUAUGAUUAAAGAGUUGAUGUAUUUAGUGCUGGAAUUGUUAUGUAUUACUCUUUAUGUGGAAAAACUCCAUUUUAAGGGAAUAAUUAAUAAAAUAUUAUAGAAUCAAAUUUAUAAUGUGAUAUUGACUUUUCAAAAUUAUUUUUAAGUGAUGAAGGUCUCAAUUUUAUAUAAGGUAUAUUAAAUGAAAGUCCUAAUGAAAGAAUGAGCUCUCAAAUAGCUUUAAAUCAUUAAUGGUUUAAAAAAGAGAGAUUAUCAGAAGUGAUGGAAUUUAAAGCAAGUUAAAAGUUAAGAUAAUUAACUUUAAAAAAUAAUUAGCAAAAAACUAAGUUAAAUAAUUAGUAUACAUGCUCUUAAGAUGUAAGUCCUCUGAGUCCUUAAACUCCUUAGAUUAAUAAAAUUUAAAGAUAAAAUUCUAGUUUUCGUAUUAGAACUUAAAGUAAUAAUUUCAGUCCAGAUGGAAGCACAAUUAAAUUAUUUAAAAAAUAGAUUUCUUUUUAGUAAAAAUCAAGUGGAAAUUCUCCAAAUUAAUAAAGUCCAUUAAGUGAUGAAAUUAAAUAAGGAAGAUAAUAGAUGAAAAAAUCUAUUUUUAAAAAUUGA